AAGGAGUGGGGGGAGCAUCACUGAUCCCUUGGUUAAGAUCUCUUUGGCUCACACAGUAGUAAAUAUCGUCGGGAGAAGACGGCAGAACGCGAAAAAGAGCAAGAUUUGAGCUUGCGAUAGAAGGAUUUUCUGUGAUCGAAAUAGUAAAAGAAGAGAACUGUUUGCAGAAGCAGAAACGUAGGCAAGCAAGUUUUGUUUUUAAUUUCGAAGUUUGAAAUCGAAAAAGGAAGAUCAAUGAGAUUUUAGUGUGUUGUUUUAUCAUCGUGGAAAAAAAAAGAACCAAAAAUAUAUAUAUAUAUAUAAAUAAAAAAAAUAAAAAAAAAAAAAAAAAAAAAAAAAAACAAAAAAAAAAAAUUUAAAAAAAGAAGAAGACUUGACAUACUUUUUUUUCCGACGUAUUAAACAUUUGGGACGGACGCGUAUAUCAGCGGACAAUUACGAGUAACGUCGUUGUCCGUCGCUUUAAAACGCCUUUAAAAGGUUAAAAAGGUGAAAAUACAGCGAUAGACGUACGUAAUUAACCCGCUAGGCAACGAUUUUGUCCUACAUCUAUAUCUCAUCGUGAUAUCUUUCGAGAGAUACGCGAAUUAUUUUGUCGUUGAGGAAUAAAAGGAAAAGGAAGUGGAGAAUAAGAAGAAGAAGAAAAAUCCUGUUUAACUUUGACGAAUAAAGUGCAUUGGGGAAAAAAAAAAGAGAAAAAAAAAAAAAAACCAUUGUCGACUAGGAUUACUAAAAUCUCGUUGUCGGUUUUGUUGGGAAGGUUUCAUUUCUGCGACGUUGUCUGUCUGUCUGGCUGUGCGUGUUUCGCGAAAACAAACAAGUCGCGUUCGCCAUUUUGCGCUUCUCCAGCUGCGAUUCGUGGAAGUGGAAGUGGAAGUGGAAGUGGGAGUAAAGUAGGAGGAAUAGGUGGAGAGGAGAGAAAGAAGAGAGUUAGCACAAGAGAGAAGAGAAAAUAAUAAAUAUUCCCUUGUGUUAUUUUGGUUGUUUCAUUGAGAGGGGUGGAUAAAGGAGAUCGAAAAGUUUAGUGGUUGAAAAGGUGACCGACGGUCACCGAAUGUGGCCAAAUUCGCAAAGAACGCGAAAAGGGAGGACCGCGAAGGAACUCGAAACAACCAGGCCGAGGUAGCAUAAAGUUAAACGGAAACUUCCCAGGGUGCCCCACUACAAGCAUCACCAACUACCGCACACUACUACUACUACUACUACUACACUAUAAUAAUAAUAAUACUAUUUACUACACUAGCAUUAAACGUCAGCUAUACGUACUAGAUCCACCACACAUCGUCACGUUUGUUACGCCGCGCGUUUACCCCGACCGAUCCUCCUUACCCCCUUUGCCCUGGAUACAAAGUUAUUGCGCAGUUAGAAAAAUCACUGGACACAGACGCUACAGAAGAGGAAGAGAGGAGAAAUAAAUACACUAGCACGACUGCUGCCUGCCUGCGUUUGUUGCUUGCUUGCUUUUAUUUACUUGCUUUCACCUCGGAUGGAGAAGCGUCCCGCGAUAAACUAGAAACGACGGGUCCAGAGAAAGUAUUAAAGAGAGAGAGAGAGAGAGAAAGAACGAACGAACGAAAGAAAGAGAGAGAGCGAGAGAGAAAGAAAGAGAGUGUGAGAAGAGGAUAUAAAAAAAAGAAGUUUAUCAUCUUGUCUGGUCAACAUCUACUAUCAAAACCAUGACAAAUUCAGGACCAAAACUGAACAACAAGCUCGAGCGUCAGGGUUCCCCUAACACGGGUGGAAAGAAGCAUUAUCGUUCUAAUCCAAUGAAAUCAUCACCGUUCCAUUAUAACACCGGUGGACGUUUUGGUAAAAAUGGUACGAACAACAACAGCAGCUGCAGCACGGGUAGACUUAGUUGCAGUCCAAUCUGUACUGGAAAAAGUUCGAGAAAUUCGCCGUUGCGACAUGACAGUAGCAGUCAAAGGGGUAGUCCGACCAACAACUUUUACGCUGGUGCCAAGUUUUCGGAACCUCCAUCACCGGCCAGUCUUCCUAAACCACCCAGUCAUUGGACCAAAAACACUCUCAUGACUAGUUGCCAGGAAUCUGAAAGGCGACUACAAUCAGCAUCGUCAAAUCAUCUGAAGAUGAUAUUAAACGUCCAAGCCUGAUAUCCAAAGAUCCAUGGACCGCCGGAGACGGUCGUCGUCUAUCGCGGCUCCCAGCGGGAGAGGCAGCUAA
Molecule: messenger RNA, 2184 nt
Organism: Polistes canadensis
Lineage: Eukaryota; Metazoa; Arthropoda; Insecta; Hymenoptera; Vespidae
Product: proline-rich nuclear receptor coactivator 2 B-like
Exons: 2
Coding region: 1677-2114 (145 amino acids)
Cellular component (GO): nucleus
Source: RefSeq, a predicted model, not a curated record